UUUUCAUCAAAAAAUAUUGAUUAUUUCUUUAUUUCUUCAUAGAAAAAUAUCACACCCUCUUAAUCUUUUUCUAGAAAUAAGGAAAAAAAAAACCAAACUUUCAAUUCGUUCCCAUCUUAAAUUGAAAAACUCAAUUUAGUCUUCUUUAUAUAAAAGACCCCUCCACCAAUAAUUCCAAGCUCAUCACAAAAAAUCUCAAAUUUUCUCUUUCAAAAAAAAAAAAAUUAUUUCUUCUUUCUUUCUCAACUCACAAAGAUGAACAACAACAACAACAAAACCCAAGUUUCAUAUCCCACAGCAGAAGAAAUCAACCCAUUUCACCAAACCAACCCUUUUGUAUCAUCACCACCACCACCACCACUAACAACUAAUCACCAAUACGACACCGUUCCAGCUGAAACGACAAACGGAUCCCCAAAACGACAAGAGAAACGAGUUCAUUUUCAAGGUGAAGAACAACAAAAAGGUUCUUCUUCUUCUUCUUCCUCUGUUCCACCCCAACAACAACAACAACCACAAGAAUUUGUUUCAGAUGGGAGUAGCAGUAGUAGUGGAGAGAAAUGGGGUACGCACGUGAUGGGUCACCCUGCAGUUCCCACGUGUCAUCCUUCCAACAAGAAAGCAGCGUUGUGGGGUGGUGCCCCUACUGAUGACGAGGCUCGUCGGGUUCACUACCCUUAUCUUCAGUACACCCCCAUUGAAAAGGCUCCCAAUAGUACUACUCCGAUGGACUCUAUGAUCCAUGCCUUCAAUUCUUGGAGCAACAAGGCUGAGUCUUUGGCCAAUAACAUCUGGCAUAACCUUAAAACGGGGCCAUCAGUGUCAGGAGCAGCUUGGGGGAAGAUGAACUUGACAGCAAAGGCAUUAACAGGAGGAGGAUAUGAAAGUCUUUACAAGCAAAGCUUUUCUACUUUUCCUAAUGAGAAGCUAAAGAAAACAUGGGCUUGUUACCUCUCUACAUCAACUGGUCCUGUUGCUGGAACUCUUUACUUGUCAAAUGUUCAUGUAGCUUUCUGUAGUGAUCGACCUUUGUCUUUCACUGCUCCCUCUGGCCAACAAACUUGGAGCUAUUACAAGGUUAUGGUACCUUUGGGAAACAUUGGGACAAUCAAUCCGGUUGUGAUGAGGGAAAAUCCAUCAGAGAAGUACAUGCAGGUUGUCACAAUCGACGGUCAUGAUUUCUGGUUUAUGGGAUUUGUAAAUUAUGAGAAAGCAUCAAAGCAUUUGACUGAAAGUAUAUCCACUUUUGUGGCUUCUGGAUAUACUGUUCCACCAGUCAUUGCUAAUCAAAAAUAGUCUUUCUUACUAGUUACUAUAAUAAUUUCUAUUAAUUUAUGAGAGUGAGAGCAUAUAUUGUUUUGUUUUUUAUCAUAUUCGUCAGAUUGUAAUAUUCUUUCAUUUUGAUGUGAAUGAUCACUUUUUCUUUUUGCUUAAA
Molecule: messenger RNA, 1435 nt
Organism: Cannabis sativa
Lineage: Eukaryota; Viridiplantae; Streptophyta; Magnoliopsida; Rosales; Cannabaceae
Product: GEM-like protein 5
Exons: 3
Coding region: 256-1296 (346 amino acids)
Source: RefSeq, a predicted model, not a curated record